This is a messenger RNA of Haliotis rufescens (red abalone), 1694 nucleotides long. RefSeq names its product proline-rich protein 11-like. Gene Ontology annotation, cellular component: cytoplasm; nucleus. NCBI's taxonomy places the organism in Eukaryota, Metazoa, Mollusca, Gastropoda, Lepetellida, Haliotidae. The record is from RefSeq and is a predicted model, not a curated record. The transcript is spliced from 9 exons. The coding region runs from base 126 to 1238 and encodes 370 amino acids.
UCGUAAGGCAAGCGCCAUCUUCAAAGUUACUUCCUGUUGACAUACGCCCGGUUACUUCAAAUGGCCCGCCCGCGACAGGGGAGUUAACGUUUGUGACAGACUAUGAUGAUCUGAUAUCAGCCCUCAUGAAAAAGAAUUUCGAAACUAGGCAGAAAAGAGACGGUCCUAACACUACUACUCCACUUGGUUGGCUUGGCAACCAGCUGUCACCAACUGCUAUCAUGGAUCACAUUUCAGGUUAUAGUAGUCUGGUUACCAUAACAACUGGCAUCAACAACGUUUUCGACUGGUGUCAGCAAAGCUUUCACACAGUAAGAAAUGGUGUGGGGAGAGUGCGGAGCGUGUGGAUGAUGCAGCAGCAACUACAGGAGACGCUGCAGCGCGUCCAGGAGCUGGAGCACGAGCUUCGUACAGUCCGACAAGAGAAGGAAACGUUGGUUCAAGAUGCGAAAAAGGCUGUUCCUGGUUCGGCCUGCGGGGUACCACCUCCUCCCCCGCCCCCCUGUGCCCCUCCACCCCCUCCACCUCCACCGCCGCCCCCGCCCCCACCGGCACUGCCCCCUCAGAAGCUGGUGUUCAAGAAGAAAAGGAGGUGUGAUGACCAGACACCAGAGGAAAACAAGUCAUCUGGGAAGAUGGUCGUUACAGCAGCUGAUUUACUGAAGGUCAAACUGAGGUCAACGCCGCGAGACACCAACCAGGGAAGCCACGAACAGGGAGACAGUCAAGCACAUGUUGUGAGUGUGGAGGACUUGAAGCGCGUGUCGCUGAGGAAGACACAGUCAGCCAUCACCCUAGGGGAGCUCGGCAAGGAGAACAUACAACACAUGCUUGUCAAGGAAGUCCUGGUCAACCGCAUGAAGCUGAGGAAGACCACCGUCCAGAGGAGUCCGGGGGGAACCCCCAUCAUUGACAGCCAGGAGAAGAAGAGGAAUAGGGAGACCGGGCAGGGCCUCACUCCCAUCAUGACCAGAGCCCUGAGGAAGAAGUUCAAGCUGGUCAAGUCACAUAGCAUCUCCUCCAACGACUCCUCCAGCUCCUUCUCCAGCCCCGACCUUCCUCCGUCACACGCAGCAUCAUUUACAACACCAGACUCCACGCCAACAUCAUCUUCCACAGACAAGAUGGCCAAAUCAAAGCGACGGCGGUCAAGGCGUAGCAACGUAAGCGAGCGGUCACCCUUAGUGGACAUCAACAACGUGAGUGAGACGCAGGAGGCGUCCAUGUCUCCGCUGUGACACCUCCGUCUGUGACACCUCCGUCUGUGCAAUAGAACUGCUGUUGCAUCACGGUGCAUAACGUCUUCAGCCAGAGCAAACAUCUGGUGUCCCCACCAUGAUGUAGGAUUAAACCCAACUCACUCACUCACUUCAGCAAUAAGGAUGAAACCUAGUUCACAAUACAGAUAGGGUUUGGAGGAAUUUCUAUAAUUAAGAUAUGAAUUAUUAUGUUAAUGACAUAUUAUUUUGUUCCUUGAACACAUUCAGACAAUGUGUAUAUGUCGCGUUGAUGUGAAAUUCUUCAUAAGAGUCCUUUUAAAGUCACGUUAAAAUCUUUGAAUUUUAGCGUGAAUGUUAUGUGAUAUAGGUAACCAGGGUAACCACAAUGUACAUAAUGUCUAUAUGUGAAGUGAUGGCCACUUCUAGUGGCUGGGCAUGACUGUUUCAAAUGUCUUUCAUGUCACACGCUUACAC